Arachis ipaensis is the source of this 2142-nucleotide messenger RNA. Its product is annotated as glucan endo-1,3-beta-D-glucosidase-like. The record is from RefSeq and is a predicted model, not a curated record. NCBI's taxonomy places the organism in Eukaryota, Viridiplantae, Streptophyta, Magnoliopsida, Fabales, Fabaceae. Gene Ontology annotation, molecular function: endo-1,3(4)-beta-glucanase activity.
CAACUCUUAUAAAUAAUUAGAAAAGACAUUUGCGUGUCGCUGAAGUUGACAAGUUCUUCCUAUCAAAGAUGGCUUUCCCAGGAGAAAAAGAUGAACCUUUUCUGUUCCCAUCAACGAGUUAUCACAGGGAUCCUCCCGAAUACUUAUCUUCAGACCUUCUUUCAUCACCUUUACCCACACAUUCUUUCUUCCAGCCCUUUGUUGGCGACUCUGGCCUCCCAGUGUACAUUCACCCGUACGCCGUCGAAUCAUCAGCUUCCUCUAUUUCUCUCUGCUAUCCAUCUCGCCGUGUUCAUUCAAGAUUCAUAGACCAGGUAUUCAAAGCUGAUAUCACUAUCUCUCCCUCAACUCAACAAACCCAACAAGGUUCUCAAUCUCAUUGUCAUGUCAUAUCUUCCUUCAGUGAUCUCAGUGUCACUUUGGAUAUUCCUUCUUCUCAUCUUACUUUCUUCCUUGUUAGGGGAUGCCCUUUUGUUACUCUCUCUGUCUCCCAUCACACACCACCACUUUCCAUAUCCACUGUGCACAAAGUUUCUUCCUUUACUUCAAAUGAUUCAUUCACCAAGUAUACACUUAAACUUGACAAUGAUCAGACAUGGCUUAUAUACGCUUCUUCACCGAUCAAGUUUAGUUACAGCGAUGGCGUGAUUACUUUCUCUAAGGCUGUUCCUUCUGAUACUGACGAUGGAGAUGGGGUUAAUGUGAUAGUGAGGAUAGCAUUGUUGCCAAAUUCAAGUUCAGCAAAUGAGGAUAUUCUUGACCGGUACAGCACUUGUUACCCUGUAUCUGGUGAUGCUUUCUUCACUAAGACAUUUUGUGUUGAAUAUAAGUGGGAGAAGAGAGGGUUUGGUGAUUUGUUAAUGUUAGCACACCCUCUCCAUCUUCAACUUCUGUCUAAAGGUGAGGGUAAUGUGACUAUCCUUAAAAAUUGUAAGUAUAGUAGCAUUGAUGGGGAACUUGUUGGUGUUAUUGGAAAUUCAUGGUUGUUAGAAGCAGAUCAUGUUCCUGUGACUUGGUACUCUAUCAGAGGUGUUAACCAACAUUUUUUUGAUGAAAUCAAAUCAGCUCUUUCCAAAGAUGUUGUUACUCUAGGUACGGUUUAUCUAACAGAAGAUGUUUACCGUAAUGGGAGAAUCAUUGCAAGAGCAGCAAGGUUGGCUAUAAUAGCUGAAGAAGUUGGCUUUAUUGAUGUGAUCCCAACUCUGAAGAUGUUCUUGCAUGAAACCAUUCAGCCAUGGUUGGAUGGAACUUCUGAUGGUUACAGUUUUCGAUAUGAUGCAAAACUGGGAAAGAUUAGUAUUGACGCAUACAGUGCUGGGUACUUCCUUUAUGGAAUUGCAGUGCUUGCAAAGAUUGAUCCAGCUUGGGGAAUGAAAUAUAAGCCUAAAGCCUACUCACUUAUGGCAAAUUUUAUGAACUUGGCAAGAGGAUCAAACUCAAAAUAUACACGUCUAAGGUGUUUUGAUCUGUACAAAUUGCACUCUUGGGCUUCAGGAGGGGAACAAGACAGCACCAGUGAAGCUGUAAAUAUUUACUAUUCUGCUGCGUUGAUGGGCCUAGCUUAUGGUGACAUCCAUCUUGCUUCCAUUGGAUCAACUCUUGCAUCGUUGGAGAUUCAUGCUGCUAAGAUAUGGUGGCAUGUGAAAGAGGGUGAUAAUCUCUAUGAAGAUGAUUUUGCACAAGAAAAUAAGUUGGUUGGUUAUCUUUCUGCUAACAGUAGACUGGAUAAAAUGCGCAAUUGUUAUACUGAGAGGGAGAUUAAGAUUGGCCUUCAUGUUUUACCCUUAUUGCCAAUUACUGAGUUCUUAUUCAACAAUGUUGAUUUUGUCAAGGACCUUGUGAAGUCGACACCAUCUGAAUACAGUGUAUUAGACAUGUGGAUGGGGUUUGUGUACGCACUUGAAGGAAUUUAUAACAAUGAAGUUGCAUUGAAGAAGAUUAGAGGCUUAAAGGGUUUUGAUGUUGGCAACACAAUGAGCAAUCUCUUGUGGUGGAUUCACAGCAGGCAUGAUUAUAGAAAAAUGGGAUCCUGUCAUGAGAAACAAUGUUGCUUUUGUCGUUACAGCUGUUGAGAAUUGACAAUGAUUUCAAUGUUUAUGGUUAAUACAUUGUGAUGAGGCUUUUCACUUUUGGAUUAUCUAU